AUGGAGAAUGGCACAGGCGACGAGCAGAACCACACUGGGCUGCUGCUGUCAAGCCAGGAAAUCAUUACAGCUGAAUACCAAGUGGUUACCAUCCUCUUGGUCCUCCUCAUCUGUGGACUGGGCAUCGUGGGCAACAUCAUGGUGGUCUUGGUAGUCCUCAGAACCAAACACAUGAGAACUCCCACUAACUGCUAUCUGGUGAGUCUGGCUGUGGCAGAUCUCAUGGUGCUUGUGGCUGCAGGACUACCCAAUAUCACUGAAAGUCUGUACAAAUCCUGGGUGUAUGGCUACGUGGGGUGCCUCUGCAUCACUUAUCUCCAAUACUUAGGGAUCAAUGCUUCUUCUUUUUCCAUCACUGCUUUCACCAUCGAGAGAUAUAUAGCUAUCUGCCACCCAAUCAAAGCUCAAUUCCUAUGCACAUUUUCAAGAGCUAAAAAGAUCAUUAUUUUUGUCUGGUCUUUCACCUCCAUAUACUGUAUGCUCUGGUUUUUCCUACUAGAUCUCAAUACAGCAGUCUACAAAGACACUACUGUUGUGUCUUGUGGCUACAAGGUGUCCAGGAGCUAUUACUCUCCUAUCUACAUGAUGGACUUUGGAAUAUUUUAUGUUUUACCAAUGGUAUUGGCAACUGUCCUCUAUGGACUGAUUGCUAGAAUACUGUUCCUGAAUCCCAUCCCUUCGGACCCUAAGGAAAACUCUAAGACAUGGAAGAAUGAUGUGGCUCACCAAAACAAGACUGUGAAUUCCAAGAUGACUAACAAGAGUUUCAAUAGCACUAUUGCUUCUAGAAGACAGGUUACCAAGAUGUUGGCUGUGGUGGUAGUCCUCUUUGCAUUUCUGUGGAUGCCUUAUCGAACACUGGUGGUUGUCAAUUCCUUUCUCUCCAGUCCCUUCCAAGAAAACUGGUUCCUGCUGUUUUGCAGAAUCUGUAUUUAUUUAAAUAGUGCCAUCAAUCCUGUAAUUUAUAAUCUCAUGUCUCAGAAAUUCAGAGCAGCUUUCAGGAAACUCUGCAACUGCCAUCUGAAACGGGACAAGAAACCUGCCAAUUACAGUGUGGUUCUAAAUUACAACGUCAUCAAAGAGUCUGAUCACUUCAGCAGUGAACUAGAAGAUAUUACUGUCACCAAUACCUAUCUGUCCUCUGCAAAAACAUCCAUUGGUGACACAUGUUUGUCAUCUGAGGUAACAGUUAAUGCCUUUUAG
Messenger RNA from Centrocercus urophasianus (Greater sage-grouse), 1203 nucleotides. It is a transcript of the gene TRHR, whose product is annotated as thyrotropin releasing hormone receptor. Gene Ontology annotation, biological process: phospholipase C-activating G protein-coupled receptor signaling pathway. The record is from RefSeq and is a predicted model, not a curated record. The transcript is spliced from 2 exons. Gene Ontology annotation, molecular function: thyrotropin-releasing hormone receptor activity. Gene Ontology annotation, cellular component: membrane. Bases 1 to 1203 code for a protein of 400 amino acids. Lineage: Eukaryota; Metazoa; Chordata; Aves; Galliformes; Phasianidae.